AUGGGUAGGCAAUUGAAACGAUCAUCUUUUCCACGCUCCCAUUGCUCGUCAGUCUCAUCGAGCGAAAGUGGAACGAACCUUAGCUCAUCAAAUCGCAGCGAUAGCAUGGAGGAAAGUCCAAGUCCAUCAUUCGUGUGCGAUAGAUGUCACAAGUCUUUUGCGCGUGAGGAUCUACUUCGUCGGCAUCAGAUCCGUGAGGCGCGUGCAUUGGCAAACCCUUCAGUGGGUCGUCAAAAAAGUUGUUAUGCAUGUGCCAGAAGCAAGGCUCGCUGUGACCUAGGAUACCCAUCGUGUGAGCGGUGCCGGAAACGUCAGAUUGCUUGUGUAUACGCGCCUCAUACAGGCAACCCCAAUGCGAGACGUGCGCGUGAACAAGAGCUUCAUCAAAUACAUACGCAACCGACGAGAGAUACGUACGGCACACCGUACCCUGUCUCUAAUGUGCCGGUGAUGGGUACAAACUUAUCGGAAUCAGCGUUUCGACCACUCAACCAACUUAUGCCUUGGAACAACAUGUCCAAUGUCAGCUUGAGUAUGCAUUCUUCUCAAAAUGUCACGGAUACUUCUGGUGAUGAGAGUGAUGGUAACAUUACGACCGAUUCGCUUGAAACGAAAUUUGCCAGUAAUCGUUGGGAUUCCUCUGCCGGUGUUGGUCCACAUGUAGCCACAUCGUCCGCACCAUCGACGCAUGCCGCUCAAGGAGCAUUUCCUUAUGGGGUGGGUCCCUCGCAAUGGAAUUCGUACGGGCAGCCUCCUGUUUUGUCAUCACAAGCCGCUGACGCACGGUCUUCUUACCCUGACAAGCAUCGUGCAACAUCACCUAUUCUAGGAAACAUGUUCCAAGCCUCUUCAAAUACAGGUCUUGGUGAGCUUGUACUACCUUUAGCAUCGCAAUCUUCGCAAUCACAAUCGCAACCGCUAGCAUCCUCUUCGCUACCUGGUGGGCUAAUGUCCGCCGCGACUUCAAAAAUGGAGCCACCGUCGAUCAGCUUUGGUGCAAGCAAUCUGGCAUCAAAUAAUGAGCGAGAACCACGCCGAAAGAGCACAACAGAACUUACUCAGAUUUGCACUUCGAAUCUCUCCGUUCCCAAUAAUAUGACAUCCUCUUGUACUCCCACGAGGCUGAUCAACAUGUCACUAUUUUCGCCGGCACACUUCGGCUCCCUAUUUGGCUCGAAUGAACUGAGCAUGUGGCUCGAUGAGCCUGUAGCGCCAUCGCCCAUGUAUGAAACUGGUGCAUGCACAGGUUGGACAGGUCUCAUUUCAGCCAUCGAUACUGGGCGCACACCUACAGCCAAUUCCACUCGCAUGGGUUUGAUUAAAGGUCCACGACAGGAAGAAGAAGCAAGCGCUCAGCGCUCGUCCACUUCAGCGCCAGCGCUUAUAAGCUCGGUGGACUGGUGGGCGCAUGACUACGGUGCUCAGCGGCGAUUUCAUCGUUAUACGCUAAUGUCAUUACCAGCAGCGAGCUUGAUACGCUCUGAUGACUGUCGUUCCACUCUUAGUGCAUCAGUAAGCUCGCGCUUCUUAACGUAUUGUUCUUUCUUGUGUCUUCGUGAUCCGGGCGCACCGCAACCCCCGUUUAUGCAUCGGUACAUGCUUCUUUCACAACGCGACAAACUUCCAGCGUCACUCUCUAUUGCUCGUUCUGCGCUUUCUGCGCUCGCGAUGCGACUUCCCACGAGUGAAGAGUGGGCUUGGCGCCAGGUCGGUGUCGAGCUAGGUGUGCUAGUGGGCCAAGCGAGCAGUCUGGUCCGGCAGUACAGACCUGGUCAGGCAGAGGCAACACCCUUAGAGAAGCAGCUGUGGUUCCAGCAGGCUACGUCAUGGGAUGGAUGCUGGGAGUGUCUUUCUCUGCUACAGGCCAUGUGGUGCUACACGGUUGUUGGAUCGUUUAGCGACUCUAUGGAUCGUGCCCAGAAAACGCCUACAUUCUGUAGUGCACAGAACGUGUGGGAUCCAGGCUUAUUGGACACGGCCGUGGAAAUGCUGGAACAGCUGAUGUGCAUUCUUGCCACCAUCGGAGUGACACUGCAAGCCCAAAUGUGGAAAUCUAAUGUCGCAUCGAACAAGCCUGGUCAGGGCGACACGUUCGAAUUUCUUUGGUGGGGUUUGUGUGAUUCAAUUCGCCGCACUGUGCUGGCUACACAUGCUCUUCUUGUCUUGUGGCAAUACACACGAUCCAGCUCGCCGGGAAGCCAAGGCGCGUUGCCGAGCCUUGGCAUGCCGUUGAUCUCCGCGGGCUUCUCAUCUGCCGCGUGGAAAAAUGUGAUGACGCUCGAACUGCCUGCAGUAGCCGCUGUGUUUGAAGCCGAUAAUGUCACGCAAUGGCGCCAGAUGCACAGUAAGAAUCAAUGGCGAGCAGACCAGCCACCAUUGAAUUUGGCUACGUUCAUGCAAUAUCGACCCUUGCCCAAUAAAGAGAACUCUGAUAUACCAUUUUCCAUUACUUCCUACUUUCAUCAACAUGACGAAUUCACCAACAUUUGCAUGUCGACAUUGUUCGGACUCACUGAAUCCUGUUGA
This is a messenger RNA of Malassezia restricta, 2526 nucleotides long. Its product is annotated as oleate-activated transcription factor. Bases 1 to 2526 code for a protein of 841 amino acids. Gene Ontology annotation, molecular function: DNA-binding transcription factor activity, RNA polymerase II-specific; zinc ion binding. The record is from RefSeq and is a predicted model, not a curated record. Lineage: Eukaryota; Fungi; Basidiomycota; Malasseziomycetes; Malasseziales; Malasseziaceae. Gene Ontology annotation, biological process: regulation of DNA-templated transcription. The transcript is spliced from 2 exons.